Ixodes scapularis (black-legged tick) is the source of this 1373-nucleotide messenger RNA. Its product is annotated as putative glucose-6-phosphate 1-epimerase. Bases 50 to 880 code for a protein of 276 amino acids. Gene Ontology annotation, biological process: carbohydrate metabolic process. Lineage: Eukaryota; Metazoa; Arthropoda; Arachnida; Ixodida; Ixodidae. The transcript has 10 exons. The record is from RefSeq and is a predicted model, not a curated record. Gene Ontology annotation, molecular function: carbohydrate binding; isomerase activity.
AGUCUUUGCAGUUGAAGCUAAAGUUGGUUUACAGUGGGAUAACGUUCCCAUGGAUAAAUGCAGCGAUGACCUCGUCAAGCUGGCCACGACAGAUGCCUCUGCCUGUGUCCACCUGCACGGGGCGACGCUGCUCUCGUGGACCUAUAAAGGGAAGGAACAUAUUUUUCUGAGCGAGCAAGCGGUGUUUGAUAACAAGAAGGCGAUUCGUGGCGGUAUACCUUUCGUUUUCCCAAACUUUGGGCCAUGGAGCUUGGGUCCUCAGCACGGAUUUGCGAGGACAUCACGAUGGACCUUGAAGGAGGCGCCACACACUUUGGCAAACGGAGACACCACAGCCGUCUUUAUCCUGUCGGAUGUCGAGCAGACCAGGGCUAUCUGGGAUUUCAGGUUCCAGCUGAUUUAUCGGGUGACCUUGAGGAGCAACCAACUUGUCCUUGAGGUUGAGGUGGUGAACACAGAUGAAAAGGAGUUUGAGUUCACUCUGCUUCUGCAUACCUACCUGAAGACAGACGACAUCCAGCUUUGCUCCAUCUCGAACCUAAAAGGCUGCUCUUACAUCGAUAAGGUAGAUGGAAAUAAAGAAAAGACUGAAACUGCCGAAUUGGUCUGCAUCAAGAAAGCUACUGACAGAGUGUAUAAGAAGACCGGUGAAAAGCACUCCUGCAAGCUGAACGGCUCCACUGUGAAUAUUAUAAAAAAGAACUUUCCAGACACCGUUGUCUGGAAUCCCUGGGACCAGAAUGCCAAGGACAUGGCAGACUUUGGGGACGAAGAAUAUCUGAAGAUGAUCUGCGUCGAGGCAGGUGCCGUGUCCGAGCCAAUCAUCCUAAAGUCCAAGGGUGUUUUCAAGGCGUCUUGCACCUUGGAAGUCGCUGCCUGAACAGUUAUAGCUGGGCACACUCUUUUCUAUUGCAUAUUUUCUAAAUGGUGAGGGAUUAUACUAGUAAAAUGUAUUUCUACACAUGUAUUAUACAGGUUGUUUCACGUACGACAGUGUUAUUUGUAACAGCUGGCACAUAGAGGUUGAAACGUAUGCACUCAUAGAUUGUUUUGUCCGGGAAUUGCCUUACUCGAAAUGAAAUUGGUCAGUCUUGCCUGGGACAGUCCCAAGAAAAAGCUUUCCUGAGGUUGGGUGGGGAUGCUCUAUCAUUCUGCAGCCUUAAAAGUGCUCUUUCUUGAGUCUGUCUAAAAGACUGAUUGAUUUUAAUGUGAGCAAGCCAUUCCAGGGAUUAUGUGUUAGCGGUAUUUAUCGAAAGCAAGGAAAAAAGAGUUUCAGAGUCUUGAAAAAGAAUGAAAACUCGAAAAAAGAAAUUGAUUGUGUGAAACUAUUUUUUUAUUCUUUAUGAUAUAAUAAACCAACUAGUGAAACUUUU